Molecule: messenger RNA, 5195 nt
Organism: Sinocyclocheilus grahami
Lineage: Eukaryota; Metazoa; Chordata; Actinopteri; Cypriniformes; Cyprinidae
Product: PATJ crumbs cell polarity complex component
Exons: 46
Coding region: 219-5195 (1658 amino acids)
Molecular function (GO): protein binding
Source: RefSeq, a predicted model, not a curated record
UCUUAAAGAAACAGUGCACUAGAUUCGCCGCACACAUAGCAUGUGAGGCUCGCGCAGGUGUAAACAGACAAAACAGGACUCAAUCUCAGCCCAAAACAACACUUGAAAUGCUGGAUUGUGUUUUAUGAGGGGUUCCAAGUUUUGAUUUAACCUCACGGCCGAGUGUAUGGACAUAAAUAUUGUAGGUCAAUCUGCACUGAAUUUUCAAGAUAACGACAAUGUAUGAGAACGUACCGACAGUGUCUGCUUCUGAGCGGCAGCAGGUGCUCCAGGCCUUGGAAAGACUUCAGUCCAAGCUCGUGCAGAGGGAAGAGUGGACCCACAGCGACAGGCUCGGCACGCUGAAGGAAGCCCUGCAGAGCCCUCUGUUCGGCCACAUCCUCACCCUGCAGCACUCCGUCAAACAGCUUAAAGACCAGUUAAACAGUUUGCCCCCGGACACAUGCACCGAGUUCGGUUUCUCCAGGAAGGGUCAGCUGAUCGUCAGUGCGAGUCGUCCGUCCAGCAGCCUGGGAUCCGUGGUGUCCAACGGUACAGCUUCAACUAACGCAUCUUCUGAGCAGCUUCAGAGAUGGAUACAUGCAGUGGAAAAGGGAAGAAAGACAGAGCUCGUCAGCCUGCAGAAGCCGUUGUCUGGAGGUCUGGGUUUCAGUGUGGUCGGCCUGAGACCAGAGGGGGUCGGCAGUCACGGUGUGUUCGUCAGACAGGUGCAACAAGGGAGUGUCGCAGACAGCAGGGAUCAGUGGGGACACGUGGAUGAGAUUGAGCUGGUGAAUGAUGGAUCCGGCCUGGGAUUUGGGAUUGUCGGAGGCAAGGCAACAGGAAUGGUGGUCAGGACUGUGGUGCCAGGCAGCGUGGCAGAUAAGGACGGGAGGCUGAGAACAGGUGACCACAUCCUGCGUAUCGGUGAGACGUCUACUCGAGGUCUGGCCAGUGACCAGGUGGUGCAGGUGCUGCAGGCCUGCGGUACCCAGGUGAGGAUGCUGAUCGCACGAGACCCUCUGGGGGCGCCCCAGCCUCCGCCUCCACCUCCACCUGCCCCCGCCACGGCCCCCGUCACCUCUCUGCCACCUCCACCUCCUGUGCCAUCCCGCAGGGGCAGCAAAACGCCAAAUUUGGAGGGCUACGAAAUCCAUGAAGUUGCGUUAAAAAAGAAGGAAGGCCAGAGCCUCGGGAUCUCCAUAAUCGGACACAACGCUUUGACCACUAAGGAUGCGGUGGGUGUCUUCGUGAAGAACGUGGUUCCAGGCAGCGCCGCUGAGCAGAGUGGGAAAAUCCUCAUCCACGACAGGAUAAUAGCAUUGGAUGGCGUGAACCUCCAGGGAUUCACCAACCAGGAAGUCCUGGAGGUAAUGAAGCGGACGGGCGAUAUCGUACACCUUACCCUCAUUAAGAAGAUCAACUCGCCCAAGAGGACAGCUGUAGAGAAAUCACUAGAUAAAGUGCAAGAGCCGGCCCCGCUGACGGAGAUGGAGCUUCGUGCUAAAUGGGAGCAGGCUCUCGGUCCACAUUAUGAUGUUAUGGUUGUACAGCUUGACCCUGUCAUAGACGAUGAUAUUGAGCUGCAGAAGUACUCUAAGCUUCUCCCAAUACACACAAUGCGCUUGGGCGUGGAACUAGACACUUUUGAUGGACAUCACUACAUUUCCACAGUGGCUCCUGAGGGUCCAGUGGCAAAACAUGGGCUGCUUCGACCAGAGGAUGAGCUUCUGGAGGUGAAUGGCGUGCAGUUGUAUGGGAAAUCCAGACGAGAGGCUGUUGCGUUCCUCCGAGAGGUUCCUCCUCCCUUUACUUUGGUUUGCUGCAGACGCCUUGCUGAAGAGGGCAGCGAAUACCACCCUGAAUCUGAAGAGUGGCACUCAUCCAGCCCCUCAGCCAGCCUACAGGAGCAGAUUGAGAAUAACCUCUCCAUGUUUGCCAAAGAUACAAGUCUACGCAACAGCAUGAGGGAAGAGUUUCAGGCCCGUCAGGCUACAGCAGUGGAGCGGGAGGUUAACGAUGAAGAAGAGCCCCAAGAGCCAAGCAGCCCUGAGAAAGAGCAGAUGGACGAGGAGAAGGAUGACGAAGAAGAAGUGGAGGAUGAAGGGGAAUUGGCUCUAUGGUCUCAGAAUGUGCAGGUGGUAGAACUAGAGAAAGGAGAACGAGGUCUCGGCUUCAGCAUACUUGACUACCAGGACCCUCUGGAUGUUGUGCUUUCUGUGAUCGUCAUCCGCUCUGUGGUGCCUGGAGGGGUAGCGGACAAUCACGGUGGGCUCCUCCCGGGUGACCAGCUGGUUUUUGUCAAUGACACUCAACUAGACACAUGCUCGCUUGACCAGGCUGUAGAGGUUCUCAAAUCUGCUCCGCCUGGGAGAGUCUACCUUGGAAUCAGGAAACCGCUGGUGCCAGAGGACAGAGGUAGUGGGCAGCAGUCCUCUUGGCCUGUAGAGGGCGCCAAUGAGCAGCCAGCGGCAAAGCAGGAUGUAGCUCUUCCAUCUAUGCAAGAGAAAGAAAAAGAGCUCGAGCAAAAGAAGAUGAGCGAGGAAAAAGAGGAACAAAUGAGCGAGCCUCAUGAGAGGGAUCUUUUUGGAGGUCAGUCGGCCACAUGGAUAGAGGCAGCAGACAGCGAGGCAGACUCUGACUCCAGAAACGAAGGCUCAGAACUUACUUUGACUGACACAGACACUGAAUCUGCACAGCACACUUCCUCUCGCAGCAGGAAGAGAAGAAACCAGGGGGCUGCCGGUUCAAUCAGAGAAGGCAACAGUGAUCUGCCUGAAAGGGAGGAGGGAGAAGGUGAGGAGACGCCCGCGUUCAGUCACUGGGGUCCCCCACGCAGGGUGGAGGUGUUGCCAAAUCCGGAGGAGUCUCUGGGUAUCAGCAUAGUGGGCGGCCGCACAGUUAUAAAGAGGCUGAAGAACGGAGAGGAACUGAAGGGCAUUUUCAUCAAACAGGUGCUGCCAGACAGCCCAGCUGGACGCACGGGUGCCCUUAAAACAGGAGACAAGAUCUUACAGGUUUGUGGAGUGGAUUUGCAGAACGCCAACCAUGAGGAGGCAGUACAGGCUAUCAAAGCAGCGCCCAGUCCCGUGGUCUUCGUCGUGCAGAGCCUGUCCUCCACUCCACGGCCUGUUUCAGUGACGGCCUCCAGCAUUGGACAGCACAAGGCUAAGAGGAAAGCCACCCAGAAAGUAGGGCAGACUGGCGGCCCUCCACCCAUGCGCCUCCCCCCACCUUACAGACCCCCCAGUCAAGUGCAGGAGGAGGAGCCACAGGAGGAAGAGAGGGAGGAUGAGGAGCAAGCUAAAGAGGUGAUCAGGCAGAGGUACGCGGACGUGCCGGGAGAGCUGCUGAUCGUAGAACUGGAGAAAGACCGGAAUGGCUUGGGACUCAGUCUGGCCGGGAACAGGGAUCGCUCCUGCAUGAGCAUCUUCGUGGUGGGGAUCACCGCUGGAGGGCCAGCCAGCCGAGACGGACGCAUCAAAGUGGGCGAUGAGCUGUUGGAGAUAAACAACCAGGUGUUGUAUGGCAGGAGCCACCAGAACGCAUCGGCCAUAAUAAAAAGCGCCGCAUCAAAGGUCAAACUUGUCCUAGUCAGGAAUGAAGAUGCUAUCAAUCAAAUGGCUGUCGCUCCUUUUCCUUCCCAGCCUUCCUUGUUCUUCUCCAGUGAGACACAUCUAAAUACGCCAGCAGUUCCAGCUCCAGCAGAGAAGCCACAGUUACCCGAGAGCCUCCCUCUGAGCAGAAACUCACCUGAGCCGCCGAUAAUCAAGGAUCAGCCCAGCGUGGUGUGGCCCGUGAGCUCCACUCAGACAGAUCAGAUGCAGGAGACUUUCAGAGUUGAGGAGUCAGCAUUGAAGAAGCUGAAAUCCUCAGAGAAGAUAUUGGAGUCUCCAAGCGAACAGUCACCAAAGCCUCUUGUGGAGCAGAUCACCAGUCUUCCAAAUAUCCAGAGGAAUUCCACCAGGCCGUCAGCCAGUUCUUUGGAGGUCACGUCCUCGGGAUCAUCCGUGCCAGUCUCUGGCACCAACCCUGACUUCGAGUACUGCAGCAAAGACCCUGCUACGUGUCCCAUAGUUCCAGGACAAGAGACUGUUAUUGAGAUUUCUAAAGGCCGGUCUGGACUAGGUCUCAGUAUAGUCGGCGGCAAAGAUACGCAGCUGGAUGCCAUAGUGAUUCAUGAAGUGUAUGAGGAGGGGGCGGCAGCGCGGGACGGUCGUGUCUGGGCCGGAGAUCAGAUUCUCGAGGUGAAUGGAGUAGAUCUGCGGAGCGUGGCUCAUGAAGAUGCCAUAGCUGCUCUACGGCAAACACCGGCCAAAGUGAGGUUGACGGUCCUGCGCGACGAGGCGCAAUACAGGGACGAGGAGAACCUCGACAUGUUCCGUGUUGAACUUCAGAAGAGAAGCGGACGCGGGCUGGGCCUGAGCAUCGUUGGGAAGAGAAAUGGUAAGGGUGUGUUCAUCUCGGAUGUGGUGAAGGGCGGAGCGGCUGAUCUGGACGGCAGACUGAUGCAGGGUGAUCAGAUCCUGUCUGUGGAUGGAGAGGACAUGAGACAGGCCUCACAGGAGACCGUCGCUGCCAUUCUCAAGUGCGCCAGGGGCAAGGUGCUGUUGGAACUGGGCCGACUGAAGGCUGCCUCCUGGAUCUCUUCCAGACGCACCUCCCAGGGAAGUCAGAUGAGCCAUGUGAGCGCCAACAGCAGCGCCCCAACCCCCACACCCCCUGCCGUUGUUCCGCCCCCCUCUCAAACCCUCAACAACAACAGCCGAAACAUCACCGAGCCCAACAGUAAAAGCACAGGAACAGAGCCAGGUGUUCGGACAGUGGAGAUCACACGGGGUCCCACCGAUGCUUUGGGUGUCAGUAUAGCGGGCGGUAAGGGUAGUCCUCUGGGCGACAUCCCCAUCUUCAUCGCCAUGAUCCAGGCUAACGGUGUGGCUGCCAGGACACAUCGCCUCAAAGUAGGUGACAGGAUUGUGAGCAUCAACUCUCAGUCUCUGGAUGGAUUGACUCAUGGGGAUGUCGUAAAUAUGCUGAAGAAUGCUUACGGCACCAUCGUCCUCCAGGUGGUUGCCGACACCAACAUCAGUGCCAUAGCCAGUCAGGUGGGUGAGGAACGGCUAGAAGGAAGUGUAGCAGGCUCUUCAGAGACUAUCGGGGCUCUCCAGGUUGUAGACAGUGCGUGGAAGCCUCGUCCAGACCGUCUCUUCCACUAG